AAGUGCUCGCAGACGCGAAAUGUUGAGUGGUAAGUGAAGGUGUGCGAAUUGGUUUUUUCUUCUCAGUUGAGUGCGAAAAGAUGGCCCCAAAAUUGAGACAUCCGUUUAUCGAUGGACUGAGAAACGUUCCAGACAACAGGAAAAAAGAACUCAACAAAAUCAAAAUUUGGAUGAAUUCGCAACCCCACUUGCCUCACAUUUCAGAUGAGUACAUCUACCUCUUCCUCCAUGCUGCCUACUACAACAUCGAUAAAACGAAAACUUGCAUUGAAAAUUAUUUCACGAUUAGAGCAAGUGCUCCGGCGAUUUUCAACGAUAGAGACCCUUACUCACCUCGGAUGCAAGUUAUGAUAAGUCUCGGAAAUUUAAUCCGACUGCCUAAGGCGACCCCGGAAGGGUACAAAGUCCUGUUAUACAGCGUGAGGGACCCAGACCCCACCAAAAUGAUAUUCAGCGAUGCUGUCAAAGGGUUCUGCAUGUACAACGACUGUGUCUUAUCAGAAGAUGGACUUGCAGAAGGUUAUAUCGUCAUUUUUGAUAUGAAAGGAGUUUCAAUCGGCCAUCUUGCCAGAGUCAGUCUACCUGCCCUGAAGGCUUUUAUGUUCUACAUUCAGGAAGCUCAUCCAGCUCGCCUAAAAGGCAUCCAUAUCCUAAAUACGGCCUCCUGGAUUCACCACAUUAUGAGGAUAGUCUUGCCCUUGAUUAAAUCAGAGCUUUUAAGCAUGGUUAAGUUCCACAAAGGAAGUAUUCCUGAAGGAGUCCCCCAGGAUAUCCUCCCCGCCGACUACGGCGGUGAAGCGCCCUCUGUCGAAGAAUUAGACUCUGAAACCAAGAGUAUGGUCGACAAAUACGCCUCCUGGCUCAAAGAAUCGGUUCAUUUCAAAGCCGAUGAAAGUAAAAGAGUCAAGAAAGCCUCAUGGUGGGGCCUUUUCAGUGGAAGCAACUCAACGGAAAGAAUAGAUGAGAAAACUAUUCUCAAAAACUUGCAAAUCGAUUGAAAUAAAAUUGCAUAUUGUUUGGUUAGGGCUCAAAAUAAGUCAUUAAUAAGAGUGUGACUGUCUAUGUAUUUGUUGUGAUUAAUUAGGAAUAAAACACCAGUUAAAAAUGCA
Molecule: messenger RNA, 1109 nt
Organism: Tribolium madens (black flour beetle)
Lineage: Eukaryota; Metazoa; Arthropoda; Insecta; Coleoptera; Tenebrionidae
Product: alpha-tocopherol transfer protein-like
Exons: 6
Coding region: 81-998 (305 amino acids)
Cellular component (GO): membrane
Molecular function (GO): phosphatidylinositol bisphosphate binding
Source: RefSeq, a predicted model, not a curated record